This is a messenger RNA of Phytophthora infestans T30-4, 342 nucleotides long. RefSeq lists its product as uncharacterized. NCBI's taxonomy places the organism in Eukaryota, Oomycota, Peronosporomycetes, Peronosporales, Peronosporaceae. The record is from RefSeq and is a predicted model, not a curated record. The transcript has a single exon. The coding region runs from base 1 to 342 and encodes 113 amino acids.
AUGGAGACGUCUUUCAUCCACCCGACAAGGUCUCCGUCGAUGACUUCUGCGCAAUCUCCUAGACAGCCCUCAAGAACACGCCGACGUGGCGCUGAUCCAGCCGACCAUCGAUCACCUUCGGAGCUGCUGAAAGAGAUCGGGAUCGCUGGAGCCGAAGUCGUCAAGAUUCUCAAAGGACGAGGGUGGGAAGUCAGUGAGCCAAAGGGGUUAGAGGAAUACAAACGCUAUUACCUCCCAGGGGGAAGAGCUAGAGGCGACGACGCCAAUCGAGGCGAAGACUACGUCGUGGGGGAGGGCGAGCUAUAUGCCUACGUUCUUGACAAAGGUAAAUUUAUUUCUUAG